Messenger RNA from Fonsecaea erecta, 690 nucleotides. Its product is annotated as polyubiquitin. Bases 1 to 690 code for a protein of 229 amino acids. The record is from RefSeq and is a predicted model, not a curated record. Gene Ontology annotation, biological process: modification-dependent protein catabolic process; protein ubiquitination. Gene Ontology annotation, cellular component: cytoplasm; nucleus. NCBI's taxonomy places the organism in Eukaryota, Fungi, Ascomycota, Eurotiomycetes, Chaetothyriales, Herpotrichiellaceae. Gene Ontology annotation, molecular function: ubiquitin protein ligase binding; protein tag activity. The transcript has a single exon.
AUGCAGAUUUUUGUCAAGACUUUGACUGGCAAGACCAUCACCCUUGAGGUCGAGUCCAGCGACACCAUCGACAAUGUCAAAUCCAAGAUCCAGGACAAGGAGGGCAUUCCCCCCGAUCAACAGCGCCUCAUCUUUGCCGGCAAGCAACUCGAAGACGGCCGAACUCUGAGCGACUACAACAUCCAGAAGGAGAGCACUCUGCAUCUCGUCCUCCGUCUCCGUGGAGGCAUGCAAAUCUUUGUCAAGACUCUGACCGGCAAGACGAUUACUCUGGAGGUUGAAUCGAGCGACACCAUCGACAACGUCAAGAGCAAGAUCCAAGACAAGGAGGGUAUCCCACCCGACCAGCAACGUCUGAUUUUCGCUGGAAAGCAGUUGGAGGACGGUCGUACGCUCAGUGACUACAACAUUCAAAAGGAAUCCACACUCCAUCUUGUCCUGCGUCUUCGUGGUGGCAUGCAAAUAUUUGUCAAAACUCUGACUGGAAAGACAAUCACGCUCGAGGUAGAGAGCUCAGAUACGAUCGACAACGUCAAGUCGAAGAUUCAGGACAAGGAGGGCAUUCCACCGGACCAGCAGAGAUUGAUCUUUGCCGGUAAGCAGUUGGAGGAUGGCCGAACACUGUCAGACUACAACAUCCAGAAGGAGAGUACUCUUCAUUUGGUGUUGAGACUGCGUGGUGGCCAGUAA